UAUAAAUUAAAAAUGAAGAAAUAAGAUUGGAAAUUCAUGUAGGUAUUUGGGGAUAAGGCAUCCUCAGAUAAUGUGAGUGAUGAAGAUAUCAUAUCUGCAGUUUAAUUUGAGAGGACUGGUAGAUUUUUAGGAUUAGGAGACAGGGCUGGGCGAUUAAUAGUAUUUGAGGUACCAUAAAGUAAGAAGAAAGAUAAGGCUGAAUAUUAGUAUGAAUUUAGAUGAUAAAUUAGAUAUUUGACAGAAUUAUAAUCACAUACAAGGGAAUUUGAUUUUUUAAAGAGUACUGAUAUAGAAGAGAAGAUAAAUCAAAUUUAGUGGUUAAGAUCAUAAGGGAAGAAUAUGUAUGUAUUGACAACAAAUGAUAAAACGGUGAAGUUGUGGAAGAUCAGUGAAAAAAACGUAACUAAGGUUAUCAAAUAGAGUGGAAAAGAUUUAGCAAUGCCUAAAUUAUAAGUUGUUGAAAGUGGAUUGAUUCCAAGGUAAAAAAAAUAAUUAUUAAUUAUAAAGUGUAAGAAAAGUAUUUCCAAAUUUGCAUAAUUAUCAUAUAAAUUCAUUAACAGCAUCAAAUAAUGAAGAAUUUGUUUUAACAUCAGAUGAUUUAAAAGUAUAUUUAUGGAGUGUAGAAUAACCAUCAAAAGCAUUUGUAGCAGUAGAUCUCAAACCUGAGAAUUUAGAUGAAUUAAGUGAAGUAAUAACAUCUUCAACAUUUCAUCCGACAUUGGAUAAUUAAUUUUUAUAUACAACUAGCAAAGGAAUAAUUAAAUUAUGUGAUAUGAGAAAAUCAGGAAUAUGUGAUAAUACAGCUAUUACAAUGGCAGAAACAGAGGAUCCAUCAAAAAAGAAUUUCUUUACUGAAAUAGUUACAUCUAUUUCAGAUGCCUGUUUUAGUCGAAAUGGAAAAUAUAUAUUUUCAAGAGAUUUCUUAACAGUAAAAGUGUGGGAUAUUGCUAUGACUAAUAAACCAGUUGCUACUGUUCAAGUAUUUGAACCACUUAAAUCAAAAUUAUGUGAUUUAUAUGAGAAUGAAUGCAUCUUUGACAAAUUUUCCAUAUAAUCCUCACUUGAUUCAAAUAGUUUUGUAACUGGUAAUUUUAAUAGUACAUUUCAUAUUGUUGAUAGAUUAGGUAUUCAAAUUUGUUUAUAUAAUUAUAGGUGAAUGCAAUUCAUAAUAUGAAUUAAAUUUCAACAAGAAGACUAUUGUUAGAUAAAUCCCACCUAAAUAUUUCGAGAAUUUAGGAUCAUAAUAUGAUUUUAAUCGAAAAGUCUAGAAAAUUAGUAUGUGUUAGACUUAAAAUCUUGUUGCUAUUGCUUGCCUCAAUUGUCUAUAUUUCUAUACAGCAUGAC
Paramecium sonneborni is the source of this 1344-nucleotide messenger RNA. The record is from the annotation of a GenBank genome assembly. NCBI's taxonomy places the organism in Eukaryota, Ciliophora, Oligohymenophorea, Peniculida, Parameciidae.